AUGAGGAUUGCAACGAGGCCGCUAGCCACGGUGCGGCAUAGCCCGCCGCCACUUAUUAGCACACGUCCAACUGAUCAACAAGGAACAACAGCACAGAGAGUAUUCAGUCAAAACACAGGGCACGCCACAACGGGAUGCACUCACGAUGGGAACAAUCGGGCAACUUUUGCUGAGCGGAGCGGUCGGGUUGUUGGGCGCGGCGCGCGCGACAUUACACUGUCGACGGUCGCCGGCACACUGCGCGCCCGGGCUCCGGGGGCCCCCCGCCGUCGGCGCGUCGCCCCUGCCUCGCGAGGGCGGGGCCGCCCAGCGAGGCGAGGCGAGCCGGGGAGCUUAAUUACGCGCGGCCGAAGCGGGACGGCGAUAGAGAGCGGGCGCGAGCUAUUAGCGCGGAGAGAGGGACGGCGCUCUCCU
This is a messenger RNA of Iphiclides podalirius (scarce swallowtail), 414 nucleotides long. NCBI's taxonomy places the organism in Eukaryota, Metazoa, Arthropoda, Insecta, Lepidoptera, Papilionidae. The record is from the annotation of a GenBank genome assembly.